AUGGCCGACUUGCUGGAACUAUUAGCUCCAUAUCUACAUCCAAACAUAUCCAACGACCCAACUGUUGACAAAUAUCUUGACCGCUUGUCAACCUUGUCCCUCGACGCUCUUCAGAAUACAGAACCUCCGUCUCUUGCCCAAUCCUCACACUCGACCCUCCUUUCCCUUCAGGCUUUAUCGAACCGUUCACACCGCGCAUUUGUCACGUCGUCUGACAACCUUUCCAUACUAUGCACGUCUGCCCCUCAGCUGACCCGGGAGGCACACCAAUUGCGCGAGGCCAUCCCUAAACUUGACGAGGAAGCAGUCAGCUUCUCCACCAAAUAUAGUAAGAUCACCGACAAUGCUGCACUGGAACGACGGAAAAAGGCAAUGCAACUGUCCCGCAAUGUUGACCGACUGUCUGAUAUCCUGGAACUACCAACCUUGCUGUCUACGGCCGUAUCUGCCGCAUCUGUGAACUCCGGCACCGGAGCUUCCUCUACUACCUACUCCUCCGCCCUCGAUCUGCAUGCACAUAUCAAGCGACUACAAACACUAUACCCCGAGUCGCCACUGAUUCACGAUGUGGCUUCCCAGGCAGAAAAUGCCAUGAAGGACAUGACAAGUAACUUGAUCACGGGGCUUCGCGCACAGAACCUUCGACUAGCAGCUGGCAUGCGAACUGUGGGUUGGCUGCGACGAGUAGCCCCGGACCUUGAAGCAUCUGCUGGGUCAAAUGAGGGCAUCCUUGGGGCUAUUUUCUUAGUCUGCAGACUUGCGCAUCUAGUAUCGACGCUGGAAGCCCUGGAUCCCCUCCGCGAGCUCGCAGACCAAGAAACCCAACGAAGACUCGAAAGGGACAAAUCAGACACGAACACGUGGUCAGGUGGUCAGCAGACCGACCGCUACUUGAAAAGAUACAUUGAAAUUUUCCGCGAGCAGAGCUUUGCGAUUGUCUCUCUAUAUAAGAACAUCUUCGGUUCCGAACAGACCGAAUCCGAACUUGCCAUAUCAGGAUUACGAGGCCCAGAUUCCAAGGCCAAGCCAAAGAUAACCCCGUCAGAUGAUCCUCUGCAACGCGUUCCCCCGGCUUUGGCGACCUUCCCAAUGUACCUCGUGCAAUUGCUCACAGAUACAAUGCGUGCCUAUCUGCCCAACGUCCGAGAUCGGAGCUCGAAGGAAAGUCUUCUCACUCAGCUUUUGUACUGUGCCGCAAGUCUAGGCCGACUUGGUGGUGAUUUCGGCAUGAUUUUGACCGAACUGAGCGAAGAAGACGACGAGGAUAUGGCCCAGGAAUGGGAAGAGGUUAUGCGCAAACAUCGCGCCUUGGCAGGUCGUCUAGAGCAAUUGACCAGCCGUGUACCCGUACAUUAA
Messenger RNA from Penicillium soppii, 1356 nucleotides. RefSeq names its product Dor1-like family protein. The record is from RefSeq and is a predicted model, not a curated record. Gene Ontology annotation, biological process: intra-Golgi vesicle-mediated transport; cytoplasm to vacuole targeting by the Cvt pathway. The coding region runs from base 1 to 1356 and encodes 451 amino acids. Gene Ontology annotation, cellular component: COG complex. The transcript has a single exon. Lineage: Eukaryota; Fungi; Ascomycota; Eurotiomycetes; Eurotiales; Aspergillaceae.